UUUAGUGUCAUGAGUAAGUGUUCUCCGCAACAGCUGCUUUGCAUCUAGGGCCCAGAGAAAGAGAGGAUAGUGGGAUUGAUGUGGAUCGUUCUGAACAGGAACACUUUAGAUUCUGGAUUCCUGUCCCUCCUCAGUGACAUCAUGUGUGUUCUGGUUCCUAGCUCUAUGGUUCUGGUGUGCAAGAGGGCGCUGCCCACCGGGAGGGCGACAAUGCCCCCUCAUCUGCAACCCAGACACCUCCUGCCUCUUCUUCUCCAUGUCAUUCUACUCUGCCUCCAUGCAACUGCCUGGCCCCACGAUUCCAGAGGUGUGGUGGAUGACAAGUGUCCCAGCUCAGAGUGGAACCACAUGUGUAGGGACUGUUGUGAGUACCAGCUGAUCCAGUGUAGAUGUCCUUCCCAGGGGGCACAGGUGGGCUACUCCGUCCCCUGCUGCCGCAACCAACUGGACCAGUGUGACCCCUGCAUCAUCCACCCUGGCUGCAGUCUGUUUGAGAACUGUAAAACCUGUCACAAUGGGACGUGGGAGGCCAAGGAUGAUUUCUUCAUCCGAGGGAGAUUCUGUACGGACUGUCGUCAGGGCUGGGCAGGUGGAGACUGCAAGACAUGUGGAGGGGUGAUUCGUAGAGUCCAGGGCCACAUCAUGCUGGAGAGUUACCCCAUUAAUGCGCACUGUGAGUGGAGGGUGCAGGUAGAGAGAGGGGAGAACGUGGAGCUCAGGUUCUCCAUGCUUAGUCUAGAGCCUGACCACAACUGUCACUAUGACUACGUGGAGCUACGGGAUGGUGACAGCCUGAGCUCCCCCGUCAUUGGCAGGUUUUGUGGGAAUGAGCUGCCUCCACCAAUCAGAACCUCUGGAAGCAGGCUGCACGUCCUGUUUGUUUCAGACGGCUACAACAACUUUGAUGGCUUCUUUGCCGCUUUUCAGCAGAGCUCAGCGUGCAGCCCCUCCCCUUGUCAGCACCAUGGAACCUGUUUGCUGGACCCAGUACAGUCUUUUCGCUGUGCAUGUCUGGCAGGCUACACAGGUCAACUGUGUGAGAAUGUUGCUAGGAGUCAGGUGUGUGUGUUGCCAGCGAGGCCCGUGAACGGGGAGCUCCUCUCUGUGUACGGCCUGGAGGAUGAGCUCCUGGCUGUUCAGUACCUGUGCCACCCACCCUACACACUGACUGGCACGCCCCAGAGGACCUGCCUGCCCAACGCCACCUGGAGUGGCACGGUGCCCAUCUGUGGGAAGGUAGAAAAAGAGCCCAUUCGACCCAGUCAGAGGGGUGCAGACCCAGUCAGAGGGCUCGGGGUGUGUCCUCCUCCAGCCAGGCUGCACCAUGGCUACCUCCAGCUGGUCCGGGGCUCUGGAGGAGGGCCUGACACAGUGGACUACUUCUGUAACACCUCCUACAUCCUGAGUGGAGGCUCCCGGAGCACCUGUCUCCCAGAUGGCUCGUGGAGUGGCCGGCAACCACUGUGUGUUAGAGCCUGUCGAGAGCCUAAGGUAUCUGAGCUGGUGAGACACAAGGUUGUGAAGCCAAAGGCCCCAUCCAGGCAGAGUCCAGUCCACGGGCUUCACACCUCGGCCAGGCAUAAGGUCUAUGACAGUCUCCCCCCUGGCAUGGACCCACCCUCCUCAGGGAAGCUCCCCAGCACCCAAGACCCUAUCCUGGGGGAUUUACCCCGUGGUUUCCACCACCUGUACACUAGCAUAGAGUAUGAGUGUGCCUCCUCUCUCUACCAACACUACGGUAGCCCCCGGCGUACCUGUCUGAAGACUGGCAGGUGGAGCGGACGUCAUGUCUCCUGCUCGUCAGUGUGUGGUCAACUCCCAGCAGCCUUCAACCCUCAGAACCUCACUGAGAUUGGAUGGCCCUGGCAUGCAGCCAUCUACCUCCGCUCCCACAUCAUCCGCAGUGCUGGCUCUGGCCUACAAGCGGCACCAGAGGAGGCCUCCUCUCCCUGGCAGCUGGCGUGCAGUGGAGCACUAGUCACCCAGCUCAGUGUGCUGGUGGCAGCUCACUGCCUGGUGGUGGCAGGAGUGGGCAAGCCGCAGUGGGUAGAUCCAGCUGACAUUAAAGUGGUGAUGGGAAUACACAGCCCGGGCCAGAUGAGGACACUGAAACAACUGCAGGUUUCCUCUGUCCUGGUCCAUCCCAGCUUUGAUCCUGUGACAAUGGACUCGGACCUGGCCGUUCUGAAGCUACGGGACAAGGCCAAGAUCAGUGAGCGUGUGCUGCCCGUGUGUCUCCCCAAAAUGCAAGGCGGGGAGGUGACCGCCACACAGGGCUAUGCCACCGGCUGGCUCCUUGCAUCUGACUCAAGGUCCAGUUCCACACCCAGCCUAGACGCCGAGACAGCCCAGACUGGAGUGGUCGAGCUGGGGGAUGUCGUUCAGUGCGAGAGGCAGUUUGCUCAGAGCGGGGCCCCUGUCACCAUCACUGACAAUAUGCUGUGUGCAAUGCGCCAGCCUCUCAAUCCCACCAAGCCUUGUCCCACUGUCAGUGCAGGCAUUACAAUCAUACCAUCUCCUGCCACUAAGCCAUCCUCUGGUCCUUCGGAGGGACAGGGGGAUGAUAGUGUUGUCUGGGAGCUUCUGGCUUUAGAAAGUUUUGGUUCUGAGAAAUGGAACUGUGGCCCAGGGCUUUACACAGUCCAUACCCGGAUAAACAACUUCAAAGACUGGAUACAGAAAAACAUGCAGUAGAUCUCUGAUUUGACUCCAGUCUCAGCCACUCUGUCACCAUCAUUGACAGUCUGUGUUAUUUUCUAACAACUCACUUACUCACUGUUGCCAGUUCCCUGAAACAGAUAACAGGGCUAAGUGCUUGGCAGUGUAUUCGGCUGAGCCAAUUGGAAACUUCCUAAGACGAGAUGUGGGGAGGACAGUCAACCCUGGCACUAUUUACUAUGAUGUAUAUUUAGCACUAAUUACUAUUAUCUACACUGAACAAAAAUAUAAACGCAACAUGUAAAGUGUUGGUCCCAUGUUUCAUGAGCUGAAAUAAAAGAACCCACAAAAUGUUCCAUAUGCACAAAAGCUUAUUUCUCUCAAAUGUUGUACACAAAUGUGUUCACAUCUCUGUCAGUGAGCAUUUCUCCUUUGCCAAGAAAAUCCAUCCACCUGACAGGUGUGGCAUAUCAAGAAGCUGAUUAAACAGCAUGAUCAUUACACAGGUGCACCUUGUGCUGGGGACAAUAAAAGGUCACUUUAAAAUGUGCAGUUUGGUUACAAUGCCACAAAUGUCUCAAGUUUUGAGGGCGAGUGCAAUUGGCAUGCUGACUGCAGGAAUGUCCACAAUAGCUGUUGCCAGAUAAUUUAAUGUUCAUUGCUCUACCAUAAACUGCCUAGGACGUUGUUUUAGAGAAUUUGGUAGUACAUCCAACCGGCCUCCCAACCGCAGACCAGGUGUAUGGUGUCGUGUGAACAGUUUGCUGAUGUCAACAUUGUGAACAAAGUGCCCCAUGGUGGGGUUAUGGUAUGUGCAGGCAUGAGCUACGGAUAAUGAACACAAUUGCAUUGUAUCGAUGGCAAUUUGAGUACACAGAGAUAUCGUAUUUGUAUUUAUUAUGGAUCCCCAUUAGAUGCUAACAAGACAGCAGCUACUCUUCCUGGGGUCCAGCAAAAUUAAGGCAGUUAUACAUUUUUUAAAACAUUAUAAUACAUUCACAACAUAUUAACAAAAUAUAACGUGACGAGAUCCUGAGGCCCAUUGUCGUGCCAUUCAUCCGCCGCCAUCACCUCAUGUUUCAGCAUGAUAAUGCACGGCCCCAUGUCGCAAGGAUCUGUACACAAUUUCUGGAAUCUGAAAAUGUGACCAGUUCUUCCAUGGCCUGCAUACUCACCAGACAUGUCACCCAUUGAGCAAGUUUGGGAUGCUCUUGAUUGGCAUGUACGACAAUGUGUUCCAGUUCCCGCCAAUAACUUCACGCAGCCAUUGAAGAUGAGUGGGACAACAUUCCACAGGCCACAACCAACAGCCUGAUCAACUGUAUGAGAAGGAGAUGUGUCACGCUGCAUGAGGCAAAUGGUCCCACCAGAUACUGACUAGUUUUCUGAUCCACACCACUACCUUUUCUUAAGGUAUCUACAGAUGCAUAUCUGUAUUCCCAGUCGUGAAAUCUGUAGAUUAGGGCCUAAUAAUUUGAUUUCAAUUGACUGAUUUCCUGAUAUGAACUGUUGCAUGUUACAUAUAUAUUUUUGUUCAGUAUAUAUUUAGCACUAUUACUAUGACGUAUAUUGAUUUACUACUCAUCUAAUGAGAAUGUCAUGACCUGCAAGGAAAUUAUGAAGAUUUUAGAAGUCAGACGCAUCACUUGCAAGGCCAGCAAAACGAUUACGCCCAUAUCCUAACCAUAUCAUAGCCAUAAAAUCACCAUAACAUAACCAUGUCAUAACCAUGCCAUAACCAUACCCUAACCAUAUAAAAUCAUAAAAUAUAAUAACCAUAAAAUAAUAUCAUAACCAUAAAAUAACCAUAUAAUAACCGUAACAUAAUGAUAUCAUAAUCAUAAAAUAACCAUAUAAUAACCGUAACAUAAUCAUAUCAUAAUCAUAAAAUAACCAUAUCAUAAUUAUAUCAUAACCAUAAAAUCACAAUAAAAUAACCGACAUUAUAAUAAUAUCAUAACCAUAAAAUAACCAUAUCAUAACCAUGCAUAACCAUAUCAUAGUCAUAUCAUAACCAUAUCAUAACCAUAUCAUAACCAUAUCAUAACCAUAUCAUAGUCAUAUCAUAACCAUAUCAUAACCAUAUCAUAACCAUAUCAUAACCAUGCACAACCAUAUCAUAAUCAUAUCAUAAUCAUAUCAUAACCAUGCAUAACCAUAUCAUAGUCAUAUCAUAACCAUAUCAUAACCAUAUCAUAACCAUAUCAUAACCAUGCAUAACCAUAUCAUAGUCAUAUCAUAAUCAUAUCAUAGUCAUAUCAUAACCAUAUCAUAGUCAUAUCAUAACCAUGUCAUAACCAUAUCAUAACCAUAUCAUAGUCAUAUCAUAAUCAUAUCAUAGUCAUAUCAUAAUCAUAUCAUAGUCAUAUCAUAACCAUGUCAUAACCAUAUCAUAACCAUAUCAUAACCAUAUCAUAACCAUAUCAUAACCAUAUCAUAAUCAUAUCAUAACCAUAUCAUAACCAUAUCAUAACCAUGCAUAACCAUAUCAUAGUCAUAUCAUAAUCAUAUCAUAGUCAUAUCAUAACCAUAUCAUAGUCAUAUCAUAACCAUGUCAUAACCAUAUCAUAACCAUAUCAUAGUCAUAUCAUAAUCAUAUCAUAGUCAUAUCAUAACCAUGUCAUAACCAUAUCAUAACCAUAUCAUAGUCAUAUCAUAAUCAUAUCAUAGUCAUAUCAUAACCAUAUCAUAACCAUGUCAUAACCAUGUCAUAACCAUAUCAUAACCAUGUCAUAGCCUUGUUUCAUCCAGGGUUAAUAAAUACUAGCUUUUUGUACAUUUUGGAUAAUUUAAAUAAUAGAAUAAUAAAUACUUUUUUGUUGAACGUAUGUGUGUAUGUAUAGUUGUAUGCAUGUACUGUACUGUACUGUACUGUACUGUUCUGUUGUGUCUGUCCGUAUGUCGCUCCCUAUGAACAGUACAGUAGGUCUACGCACUAUACUAUGCUGUACUAUACUAUACUGUACUGUACUGUACUGUACUGUUCUGUUGUGUCUGUCCGUAUGUCGCUCCCUAUGAACAGUACAGUAGGUCUACGCACUAUACUAUGCUGUACUAUACUAUACUGUACUGUACUGUACUGUACUGUUCUGUUGUGUCUGUCCGUAUGUCGCUCCCUAUGAACAGUACAGUAGGUCUACGCACUAUACUAUGCUGUACUAUACUAUACUGUACUGUACUAUGCUGUACUGUACUAUACUGUAUUGUACUGUACUAUACUGUACUAUAUAUACUAUGCUGUAUGUACUGUGUACAUUAAAAUGACU
Messenger RNA from Salvelinus fontinalis (brook trout), 5924 nucleotides. Its product is annotated as inactive serine protease PAMR1-like. NCBI's taxonomy places the organism in Eukaryota, Metazoa, Chordata, Actinopteri, Salmoniformes, Salmonidae. The transcript has 12 exons. Gene Ontology annotation, biological process: proteolysis. Bases 79 to 2694 code for a protein of 871 amino acids. Gene Ontology annotation, molecular function: calcium ion binding; serine-type endopeptidase activity. The record is from RefSeq and is a predicted model, not a curated record.